AUGAGGGACCAGAAAAGUGACAGCCUUCGUUGUAGAAUGAAUGAAGACACUGACACUGAUUAUAUAACACCUUGGCAGCUAUCUCAAGUCGUUGAUGGUGAAGGUAUUGGAAUUAUAGAAAAAAGCAAACACACAAAUUUGACUAAAGGCGAUUUUAUGACUUCUUUCUAUCGGCCCUGGCAAACCAAAGUUAUUCUGGAUAGAAAUAGCCUUGAAAAGGUGAUAUAUAUAUGAACGUAUCUGAU
Messenger RNA from Symphalangus syndactylus (siamang), 245 nucleotides. Its product is annotated as prostaglandin reductase 2-like. The record is from RefSeq and is a predicted model, not a curated record. NCBI's taxonomy places the organism in Eukaryota, Metazoa, Chordata, Mammalia, Primates, Hylobatidae.